AAGCUUCAUGUGAUCAGAUAUUCUAUAAAGCUAAUUAGACAUACUUUUGUCUGGUUUUCAUAAAAGAAGUGAUAUUUACACGAGGUUUUAUUCCAGACACGAUCGCAACACGGACUAAUGCAGGAUGAAACGGACAAUAUUACAAGUUGCGUGUCCACAGUUUGACCAAAACAAUACUGUUCUUACAAACACUACAGCGUCCAUUCCGUUGCUAACAAGCAUUUUGCGAGGCUGUCUUCCGGUAAACGUUUCGUCACUUCCUGUGUAUGUCGAACUUAUAGAAUCUGAUAAAGAAACCGAUGUAAACACAGAUCUCGGUGCUUUGAUGUAUAUUGUCACUGUACUAUUGAUGUACUCGUGUGGAAUCUUCUUCAUGAUCAUGAAAAAUUUGAAAAGAGAAAAGCAUGCAUUGGAGGAGGAAAGAACUCUUGAUGACUUUUUUCGUGGUAUACCUGUUAGUGAGAAAGAACGUGAAAAGGACAAUGUGAAUCGUGUGGCUAUCCAAGCGUUCUACACAAUGACAUCAUGUAAAUUGCAGGAUCUAAAUAAGAUGCCAAUAAUGGAUCAACAAACACUUAACAGUACAUCACUUUGCUACAGUGUUGACACUAUUCCUGAGGAUGAAGAUGAAGAAAAUGAAGAGUUAGAAGACUACGAUAGUGACAGCAACAGCAAUAGUGACACUGAAAUAACUGAAGACUGCAUCAAAUCGCAAAUUAUUACAAACAGCAAUGUGAAUGGUUGAAUGAACUUAAAAUUUGCGGACAAAAUAUGAAAAGGUUAAAAAAAUUCUUAAGAGUAAUUAUUGCUCAUGGUAUUUUAUGCAGUUCUAUAAGGAACCUGAAUAUUAAUUUAGCAAAUGAAGAAAAAAAUUGAUUGGGUAGAUGGACUGAAACAUUAUAUAUUUUAUUAGAGAGUUUAUGUAAUCCGAUGUCAGAAAAAAAUUUCCUGUAUUUUACUUCAGUAGUAAUAAAAUCUCGUCUAAAUUAUAAACAAUAGUUCAGAUUUUCCUUGAGAAUUUCUUUAAAAUUGCAGCAAAUGAGAAAGUAAAUUUACAAGUUAGUAACACUUAUGAAAUGUAACAUAAUUUGUGUUCAGCAAAUUAUACUA
This is a messenger RNA of Mercenaria mercenaria, 1110 nucleotides long. RefSeq lists its product as uncharacterized. The coding region runs from base 125 to 745 and encodes 206 amino acids. Lineage: Eukaryota; Metazoa; Mollusca; Bivalvia; Venerida; Veneridae. The transcript is spliced from 2 exons. The record is from RefSeq and is a predicted model, not a curated record.